Molecule: messenger RNA, 16423 nt
Organism: Paramormyrops kingsleyae
Lineage: Eukaryota; Metazoa; Chordata; Actinopteri; Osteoglossiformes; Mormyridae
Product: protocadherin Fat 4-like
Biological process (GO): homophilic cell-cell adhesion
Cellular component (GO): plasma membrane
Molecular function (GO): calcium ion binding
Source: RefSeq, a predicted model, not a curated record
ACCGUUAUUUUAACCCACAUGCACGGGAGAAACAGGGAUCUACAAAGAUAAACUAAUGUUAUAGGCACAGGCUUCCACUAAUCCUUUACUUUUAUGAGGCGCCGCGUUAAGCAGUUUGCGCUAAACAGUGCGCGGAACGGAAAAUCGGAUUUAAUCUUCUCACUAUAAUAUUAACAUUAACAAAAGUGUUUUGAAAUGAUCAACUUUGGGGAGUGCAGAGAGUUACGGAUCUACCGCUUUUGGGAUUUGCCUUAAAAGGAUGCGCAACAUCUCCUGACUUUUUUUAUUUUUAUUUUUCUACCACAGGAAUAAAGUGGUAUAAAAUGAACUGAAUUUCGCUUUUAAAAUUGUACAAGGGAUGCACGCAUAAUUCGCCCGCAGUGAAUGAAAUUAUUCCGUACAGCACUAUUAGAAUAAAUCCUUUUUGAUUUACAUUUUGGGUAAGUCAGACGAAGUUGAUGCAUAACCGGCAAGAAGUUUGUCCCGGGAAGGUGGACUGGAAAUUUCACCAUGGCCAUUUCAGGUAGGCUUUUGAGGGGGCUUUAUUUGAUGCUAUUAAUGCAAUGGACUUUAUGGAAAAACUGCACAUCCAGACACGUCCGCCAAGAGUUCCAGGUGCUGGAGGAGCAGCCGCUCGGUUCGUACGUGGGCGCCAUAGACAGAAAGCCGGGCUUCACCUACCGCUUCGGCGAGAACCAUAGAAUGUUUGCAAUCAACGACACGACAGGUGCAAUUUACACGACGUCUGUCAUCGACAGGGAGGCUUUGCAGAGUGACGUUAUCAACGUUGUGGUUCUGUCCAGUCAACCUACCUACCCCACUGAAGUCAGGAUUGUGGUUUUGGAUAUAAAUGACAACGCGCCGGUUUUCCCCGACGCUUCCAUCGUUGUGUUUUUUAAAGAAGAUUCCAGGAGCGGCAGGCAGGUCAUUCUGGACACCGCCACGGAUUCUGACAUCGGAAGUAACGGAGUGGAUCAUACAAGCUACAGAAUAGCGAGCGGAAACGAACAGGAAAAGUUUCGUUUGGAUAUUACAGUUAAUCCAAGUGGGGAAGGAGCGUUUCUGCACUUGGUUUCAACUGGGGGUUUAGAUAGGGAACUGACACCAUGUUAUCAGCUCUUGAUUGAAGUGGAAGACAGAGGUGAUCCUAAGAGAUUUGGUUACUUGCAGGUAAACGUCACUAUUCAGGAUACAAAUGAUAACCCUCCCAUUUUUAAUCAGGAUCAUUACCAGAAUAGUGUUUUUGAAGACACAGCAGUCGGCUUCAGUGUUUUGCAGGUCACAGCGGAAGACCUUGACGAGGGGGCAAAUGCAGACAUCAGAUACUUUUUAGAGGAAGGUACACCUUUUGCAAUUGACCCUAAAACUGGUAUUAUUACUAUAAAGGAAGCUCUUGACUACGAGAGCAGACGGCAGUACUCUUUGACCAUUCAUGCUUUUGACAGUGGAGUCCCCAGACUUUCAGGUCGCUGUGAGGCAAAUAUUACACUUUUAGAUGUCAAUGAUAAUGACCCCAUGGUUAAAUUCAGGUAUUACCCCCCCAGCUCAAAGUUCGCUUCCGUUGAUGAAAAUGCAGUCAUUGGUACAGUGGUUGCUCUAUUGACCGUCUCAGAUUUGGACUCUGACUCUGCGAAUGGGAAUAUGUCCGUGUCGAUUUUAGCAGGGAAUGAGCAGGGUCACUUUGAUGUUUACUCUUCCCCAAUUCCAAAGUUGAGCCUUAUAAAAGUGGCCAGUGUCUUAGACAGGGAGCGCAUUUCCUCUUAUAACUUCACUGUAUCUGUUUCUGAUAACGGGAAACCCAUAGCCAGGUCCUCGAUUGCUAGCUUGGUGAUUUACAUAAAUGACACCAAUGACCACCCUCCAGUGUUCCAGCAGGCUGUGUACAGGGUCAACAUCAGUGAGGAUGUUCCUAGAAGGAGCUUCAUUGAAGGUGUUUCUGCAACAGAUGGCGACUCGGGGCAGAAUGCCAAUCUGUGCUACUCUCUGGUGUCUGGAAACAGUUUGGGCUGGUUUGCAAUCAGUGAGAACAGUGGUCUGGUCACCACUGCUGCGUUACUGGACAGGGAAACUGCAUCACAGGUUGUACUGAAUAUUAGUGCCAGAGACCACGGCAUGCAGCCUAAGGUCUCAUAUGCUACACUGGUGGUGAAUAUCGCUGAUGUCAAUGAUCAAAUCCCCAUGUUCACGCAGGAAAAUUACCACGUCUUCCUGCUAGAGAACUCACCCGCUGAUAGUGAGCUCCUGGUGUUGUUGGCUACGGACAGCGACCUGGGGUACAAUGGGACUAUCCGUUUCUCCUUUGACUCCGCCACGCCACCCAACCUCCAGGACCUUUUCAGUCUGGAUGCGGCGUCUGGCAGACUGAGUACGGCCAGGGUUCUGGACAGAGAACAGCAGGCCUCUUAUGAGCUCUGUAUCCAAGCCACCGAUAUGGGAGUUCCAUCACUGGCUUCCAUUGCGAAAGUGAAUAUAACCCUUAAGGAUGUCAAUGACAACCGGCCCACAUUCUACCCUGUGCGAUACUUUGUCAACAUCAAGGAGAAUGAACCUCCAGGCACGCAUGUCACAACAGUUAAGGCAACAGACUUAGACCUUGGCAGGAAUGGAACAGUCAAGUUCACAAUUACGCUUGGUGACCUGGUCAGAUUUCACAUAGACAGCAAAACAGGCAGAAUUACCACGCAGCAGUCCCUCAGUAGAGAAGAUGGCACAACCUACGAGCUAACGGUGUCAGCAGCUGAUGGAGGCGGCCUUCAUUCUCUCCCUGAAGCCACCGUCAUUAUCUCUGUUGUUGAUGACCAGGACAACCUUCCGUCUUUCAUCCACAGUGCGUAUAGUUUUGUGAUCUUUGAAAAUAUCCCAGUUUCCUCUAUAGUUGGCACAGUGUCCGCAUCUUCACUCGAUUCCAUCAACAAUGUCACAUAUCAGAUCACUGAUGGUGACCCAAAGGGGAUUUUCCUAAUAAACCACAUCACUGGUCAAAUAACCACAAACAGAGUCAUUGAUAGAGAAGAGCAGCCAUUUCACCAGCUCCAAGUGAUUGCACGGGGUGGAGAGGUGACAGGGCAGGCCCUGGUAAACAUUACUGUUAAGGACCUGAACGAUAACGCCCCCCAUUUCCUGCACACAUCUGCGAAUGUGAGUGUGAUGGAAAGCUGGGCGGCAGGACAUCCCAUAUUUCAAGCUAAAGCUGUGGAUCCUGAUGAGGGCCCCAAUGGCAGGGUGGUGUAUAGUCUUAAGAAGAAUCACAAAGGCCUCUUCCAGAUCCAGGAACAAGACGGCCUAAUCACACUAAGGGGGCCUCCGACUGUAGCAACCAGUUCCUUUCAAGUGGAAGUUCUGGCUUCUGAUCUGGGUGUCCCCCAACGUGCCUCUUCUCUGAUUGUCAUGGUCAAUGUUCAUGACAUUAACGACAACUCACCCAUGUUUGAGCAGCUGUCAUAUGAGGUCACUAUUUUAGAGUCAGAGCCAGUGAACAGCAGGUUUUUUUGUGUGAAGGCCACUGACAAAGACUCUGGUUUGAAUGGGGAGGUUACAUAUGAAAUCACUGGCGGAAACACUGGUGGUGUGUUUGGCAUCUUUCCAGACGGAGAGUUGUUUGUUAGAGCAGAGUUAGACCGAGAGGUCAGGAACCAGUAUCAGCUGCUGGUAGUGGCUACAGACCGAGCCACAAGACCGCUAAGUGGCAGCGUCAAUGUCACUGUGGUUCUGGAAGACGUCAAUGACAAUCGACCCCUCUUUAACAGUACAAGUUAUGUGUUUUACUUUGAGGAAGAGCAGCAGAGGGGCUCUGUUGUUGGGCAGGUCUUUGCAGAUGAUAAGGACUAUGGAUUAAAUAGUGAGAUUCGCUUUUCCCUUGAGACUCCACAGCCAAGCUUUGAACUCAACACUAUCACCGGGGUGUUAACUAGCACAGCGCGGCUAGACCGUGAGUCACUGGUGAGACAGCAAGGUGCUGCAAAAUUCAGUUUUUCCAUCACGUCCUCAGACCAGGGGUUCCCAAGGGCCCUGGUUGACCAGGCCAAAGUACAAGUGUUUAUACAAGACGUCAACGAUAACCCCCCCAUAUUUACUAAAGACGUCUAUCAGGUAUCUGUGUCAGAGUUAGCUCAGAGCAUGACACAGUUAGUGCGUGUCUCUGCCUCAGAUAUUGAUGAGGGUAGAAAUGGACUCAUUCACUACCAUAUCGAGGGAGGCACCGAAGGACUUACGUUUUCCAUUGAUGGCAGCUCUGGCCAAGUGACGCUGGUGGACAGACUCGAUUACGAAACAACAUCCUCUUACUCGCUCAAAAUUAUAGCAGUAGAUUCAGGAAUGGUGCCCCUCUCUUCUUCUUGCUUGCUGAACAUCUUUGUUCUGGAUGAAAAUGACAACUUGCCUGUCUUCCCUAAGUCUACACUGACCACUGAUGUUAAUGAGAACAUGCGAAUUGGAGAGCUUGUGGCCUCUGUAACAGCUACUGACUCUGAUUCUGGGGACAAUGCGGAGUUAAGCUACAGUAUCACAGCAUCCAAUAAUCGGGGGACAUUCAGUAUUAGUGCCAAAACUGGAAGUAUCUUCUUAGCCAAGAAGCUGGAUUUUGAAACACAGAUGCUGUAUAAAUUUAACGUAACGGCACAGGACAAUGGAAGACCACCUAGGUACUCAUCAAUACCUGUAAUUAUAAAUGUUAUAGACUGUAAUGAUAAUUCCCCAAGUUUUAUGUCUGGAGAUAUUUUCAAAUCCAUUUCAGAAAACUUGCCACUUGCAACCUCCAUAAUGACUGUCACAGCACAUGACAUUGAUUCUGAUGUCAAUGGCCAACUGGAAUAUUCCAUAGUUCAACAGACUCCAAGAGGAAACCAUUUCAAGAUAGAUCCUGUAACUGGGGUCAUUUACACAAAUAAAGAGAUUGACAGGGAAUUUUCAAAUCUUUUUGAACUAAUAGUCAAAGCAACUGACCAGGCUAUUCCAACGGAUCUCCGACAUUUUGCCUUAAAAAACCUGACUGUUUGGGUCACGGAUCAGAACGACAACGCCCCUGUGUUUGUUUCUCAGAGUGCACUGGUUGCUGAAUCAACCAUGUUUGUUGGCUCGGUUCUCACCAAGGUGGUGGCCCUUGACCCCGAUGAGGGGAUGAAUGGAGAAGUCGAGUAUGAAUUAGUGAGUGGCGACCUUGAUACUUUUAUUGUAGACCGCUACACUGGGGACAUUCGAGUGGUGUCCCCUCUGCUGCCCUCGCGAUUGGUCUACAACCUGACCAUGCUGGCUACUGAUCGUGGGGCAGACAGGAAGGCCUCCCAGACGGACAUGACUGUCAUCCUGCGGGGUGGGGAUGGUCCUGUGUUCUCCCAGCCCAGGUACGUCGCUGCUCUGAGGGAAGAUCAGCCCCCAGGAACAAGUGUCAUCUCUGUGGAUGCCUCUAGCCCACGUGGUGUUGGCAGCCAGGUGCAGUUCUACAUCGUGUCGGUGCAGAGUGGUGCUCAGCCUGUGGGACGACUCUUCACUGUCGGCCGCUUCACCGGCAUCAUCGAGACGGCGGCUGAGUUGGACAGGGAACGGGGUCCUGACAUCUACCUGGUGGACGUCUACGCGGUGGAAGCCGGCGCCAGCUUGCCCAGAACGCAGAGAGCCGAGGUGGAAAUAACGCUACAGGACAUCAACGACAACCCGCCGGUCUUUCCGAGCGACACCCUCGACGUGACCGUCGAGGAGAACAUCAGCAGCGGGGCUAACAUCGUGCAGCUUAAAGCGACAGACGCUGAUGAAGGUCCCAAUGCUCUGGUGACGUACGCCAUCAUCAGCGGCGCCAACGACAGCUUCCGCGUCAACCCCGAGUCGGGCGAGCUGAUCGCCACCAAGCGCCUGGACCGGGAGAAGCGAUCCAAGUACUCGCUGCUGGUGCGUGCCGACGACGGGAAGCAGUCGUCGGACAUGACGGUGAACAUCGCGGUCAGCGACGUCAACGACCACACGCCCCGCUUCUCACGUGCCGUGUGGUCCUUCGACAUCCCAGAAGAUACAGCUCCAGGCUCCAUUGUGGCAGCAGUACUGGCCAGUGACGGAGACUCAGAGGCCAACGGCGAGGUGACAUACUCCCUGGACGAGGAUGAGGAGGACAGCGCCUUCUUCCUGAAUUCAGUGACCGGAGUCUUCAACGUGUCGCGGCCGUUGGACCACGAGGCCCAGCAGUUCUACGUGCUGACGGCGCGGGCCGAGGACGGGGGCAGGCAGGCCAGCUCGGUGCGAGUGUAUUUCAACAUCCUGGACGUCAAUGACAACCCCCCCGUUUUUGGGAGCGGCGGCUACAGCGUGUCGGUCGCGGAGGACGUGCCUGUGGGAUGCAGCGUGGUCAGUUUGAUGGCCAGCGACGCUGAUGAAGGUGAGAAUGCAAAGCUCCAGUACAGCAUCACCUCUGGAGAUCCACGGGCCAGUUUCCAUAUUGAUGAGACUGGAGUUCUGAAGACCAGGAGAAGCCUGGACAGGGAGACUCAGUCUUUCUAUAACCUCGAGGUCAGGGUCCAUGACCUCGCUGAGCCCCCCAUGACUCGGUUCACCAGCACCGCACAGGUUUCCAUCAUUCUGCUGGAUGUGAACGACUGCACUCCCAGCUUUACUUCCCAGAAGACGGUCUAUGUGAAGGAGAACACGCCGGUGGACACAGUGGUGUUCACCGCUCAGGCCACUGACUGCGACAGCGGGCGUAACAGCUAUGUGGAAUACUCCCUUGGCCAUACCUUCAGGAAUAAGUUCAGUGUCGGAGGCAAUGAUGGACACAUCAGGCUCAUUGGAGAACUGGACAGAGAGGAACGUUCAAACUAUGUGGUCAGCAUUGUGGCAAGAGACAAAGGGGAGCCGCCGCGCUCUUCAGAGAUGGAUGUUACUAUCGUCGUCCUGGAUGUCAAUGACAACACGCCCAUAUUCAGUCAGGCUGUGUACAACAUCGAGAUCGAGGAGAGCAUUCUAUUGGGCACUGACGUGCUGCAGGUGUCUGCUACUGAUGCAGAUGAGGGGACCAACGGUCAGAUCCUGUUCUCGCUUGUUGAUGGGGACAGCGGUUCAGAUUUCAGGAUAGACUCCAUCACCGGGACUAUCACAGUUGCCAGGGCGUUAGACCGGGAAACGAGGCCCUCCUAUUCCCUGGUUGUCAAGGCAACAGACCGUGGGAGCAGCCCAAGGAUGGACCGGGCCACAGUCAACAUCAUGUUACUCGAUGUGAAUGACUGUGCACCGUGGUUUGAACUGUCUCCUUAUACGAUCAGAGUCCAAGAAAAUCUUCAGCAUCCACCAAAGAACGUGCUACAGGUCAUGGCGCACGAUGACGACCAAGGAGAAAACGGCCAAGUGAGCUAUAUGCUAAGCGACGGAAAUGGAGCGGGUGUGUUCAGCCUCACGGCCGACGGUCACCUGAGCGCGACCCGGAGUCUGGACCGUGAAACCCAGGAGAUGUACACCUUGAUCAUCACAGCCAGUGACUCUGGGUCUCCACCUCUCAGUGGCUCUGGCACGGUGACCGUCCUCGUCAGUGACGUCAAUGACAAUGGGCCCCAGUUCUCCUCGCUUUCCUUCCAUACCUCCGUGGCAGAGGACGCUCCCACGGGUGCCGACGUCCUGCUGGUCGCCGCUUCUGACUCCGACGCUGGCCUCAACGCCGCCAUCAGCUACAGCUUGUCAGGAGGGCAUGGGCAGUUCUCCAUCAACCCCACGACAGGCCAGAUCAUAACCAGUGCUCUGCUGGACCGUGAGGUCCAGAGCUACUACAUGCUGGUAGUGCUGGCAUCCGAUGGUGGGCUGCCCCGUCCUGCCUCGGGCUCCGCCACCGUCCGGGUGGAGGUGGGCGACGUCAACGACAACCCGCCUCGCUUCCACUACCACCCCUACGUCACCCACGUGCCAACACCCACCCCUGCAGGUUCCUUAGUGUUUGCUGUGACCGUGACAGAUGACGACGCAGGAUCCAACUCACAGCUGUUUUAUUCCUUGACUGGUGGGCACUCUGAGAAGUUCCACAUUGACCAGGCAAGAGGCACCAUCACAGCCAAUGAAAAGCUGAUAACCAGCAAGGAGGUCACCCUCACCGUCAGUGUGAAAGACCGUGGGGACAACCCCAAGUUUGACACAACCACAGUCACUGUCAGGUUUGCGUCAGGAGGGGAAUUCCCAGUCAUAAAACCAGGGCAGUCUGCUUUCACAUUCCCUGAGAGUCAAGCAACAGGAACACUUGUUACGAAAGUCACAGGAUUCUCCAAAAGAGGCGGGGAUUUAACAUACUACGUUGCAAGUGGAAAUCUUGACAGUGCAUUUUAUUUGGACCAGCAAACUGGAGAAUUAUCUAUCAAGAAUGCUCUGGAUUUUGAGAAAAUCCAGAAUUAUGUGCUUUGGAUCGAGGCUAGGGACCAAGGGUUCCCCCCUUAUUCCUCAUACAAGAAGGUAGAUAUAACCGUUCUAGAUGUCAAUGAUAACUAUCCAGUAUUUGAACAAAAGCCUUUUCAAGCCCAGCUAUUAGAAAAUCUUUCACCACAGAGAGUUGUUGUAGUGUCAGCAGUUGACCAUGACAGUGGGCCUAACGGUCAAAUAGAUUAUACCAUCAUCUCUGGCAACAAUGAGAACUGCUUUGUAAUUGACCAAUCUACUGGAGAAAUCCGAACCACUAGGCCUCUGGAUCGAGAAAAAACAGCUCGGUUUGUAUUGAGUGUCAAAGCAACAGAUCAAGGUACCCCUCCAAAAAGCUCAACAGUUGACGUUAUCAUAACAGUUCUGGAUGUGAAUGACAACAGCCCAAGGUUCUCCAAGAUUUUCAGUGCCACGGUGCCUGAAAGUGCCCCGAUCGGCUAUACAGUCACACGUGUCACAACCUCAGACGAAGAUGCGGGAGCAAACGCAGUAAGCCAUUACUCCAUCUCCAGUACCAGUCUUCCUUUCGCUAUUAAUUCCGAAACUGGUGACAUUAGCAUUAGACGUCCUUUGGAUAGAGAAGUCACUGAUCGCUACAUUGUUAAAGUAUCAGCUCAUGACUCGGGCUGGACUGUUAACACUGAUGUCACGAUAUUUGUAACAGAUGUUAAUGAUAAUACCCCCAAGUUCAGCAAGCCAUCCUACUACCUUGAAUAUCCUGAACUCGCACCUGUUGGGUCAGUUGUGAUUCUUGUUAAUGCCACUGACCCUGAUGAAGGCUUUAAUGGGCAAGUGUUCUAUUUCAUCAGAUCACCGACUGAAUUCUUCCAAAUUAAUACAAGCUCUGGGGAGAUCCUCAUUAAACAGCCCCUGAGAUAUAAAAAUUCCACUGUACCUGGCAAUCUUAACAUGAACCGCCAUGAUUUCAUUGUAACAGCAUCAGACAGGGGAGCUAAACCUUUAUUGACUGAGACAACCGUCACUGUAAACAUUGUGAAAAGAAAUGACAACCCACCUCAGUUUGAAUACUCCAGUUAUUAUACACCAGUUACAAAAAGCGCCAAAGUUGGAACAGAUCUGAUUCAAGUGAGAGCCAGUGAUGAUAAUAACUUCAGCCCGAUCUCUACGAUGGAAUACUCAAUAUCAGGAGGCAACAGCUCUAGUAAGUUUCAUCUGGACAGCCUGAGUGGCUGGAUUACUGUAUCCUCAUCAGUGGCAUCUGAUGUCAGUAAAGGUUUCCACAUUGAAAUCACAGCUACAGAUAAUGGUAAUCCACCACUUUCAUGCAAAGCUACAGUGCGUGUCCAGGUGACCGAAGAGAACCUCAGCACGCCAGAGUUUUCACAGAACCAUGUCACCGCCACUGUCCCUGAGAGCUUCAGCAUUGGAACCACCAUCAGGACGCUCUUAGCGAGAGAUGGGGACAGUGCAGUGAACGGUCGUGUCACAUAUGGCAUCAUCUCUGGGAAUGAGGAAGACUAUUUCUCAUUGAAUAGCACAACAGGAGCCUUAAGCUUAAGUCAACCCUUGGACUAUGAAAAGAAGAAGUCUCAUACACUUAGGAUUUCUGCUACUGAUGGAGGUUGGAUUGCAAGGACUGGCUAUGCCAUGGUCACCAUCCAUGUGACUGAUGUGAAUGACAACCCUCCUGCCUUUGACUCUGAGGAGUACUUCCCAACCGUUCAAGAGAAUGUCCCCAGUGGUACAGUAGUCAUGAGAUUGAACGCGACUGACAAAGACUCUGGUGCAAAUGCUUUAGUAGCUUAUGUAAUUCAGUCCUCUGAUAGCGACUUGUUCAUAAUUGACCCAAACACAGGAAUUAUCACCACACAGGGCUUCUUGGAUUAUGAAGUCAAACAAGUGUACCAUUUAACCGUGAAGGCUUUUAACAUCCCAGAUGAAGACCGCUGCAGCUUUGCAAAUGUCAACGUCCAGCUUAAAGGGGUAAAUGAAUACAUCCCCCGCUUUGUGUCAAAGCUGUAUUAUUUUGAGGUAUCUGAAGCAGCUCCCAAAGGGACAGUGGUAGGGGAAGUCUUUGCAAGUGACCGCGACCUGGGAAAGGAUGGAGAAGUCCACUAUCUUAUAUUUGGGAAGAGCCGAAAGAAGGGCUUCGGGAUACACAAGACCACAGGGCAAAUUUACAUCAUGGGCCACCUUGAUCGAGAAAAAGAGGAGAAAGUCUCCCUGACGGUGCUGGCAAAGAAUGCAGGAUGCAUAAGAGGAGCAGAUAUCGAUGAGGUAUUGGUGAACAUCACCAUUCUGGACGCUAACGAUGCCCCUGUCUUCAGCUCAGAGGUAUACAGCGUGAAAGUGGCUGAAGCCCUUUCCAUUGGCACUAUUGUGAUAUCAGUCUCUGCCACGGAUUCUGACUCCAUUCCAAGCUGGAACGCAUUCUCUUAUUCAUUAGCGAAUGAUAAUGAUAAGAUUGACUUCUCCAUCAAUCCUCAGAAUGGUCAGGUUUCAGUGGCAGCUGAGCUUGACAGGGAAUCUGUACCUGUUUACAAUGUCACCCUACUUGCUGUGGAUUCCGGCUCACCUCCUGCGACUGGAAGGGCCACCCUGAUUGUGACCCUGGAGGAUGUCAACGACAAUGGCCCCACUAUUGUGACCACCAGUGGAGAGGUUUUGGAGAACCAACACCCUGGAACACCAGUCAUGACCCUUCAGUCCACUGACCCAGAUCUACCCCCGAAUCAAGGGCCGUAUACGUAUAGUCUGGUUGCUGCUGGUUCAUGGGCAAGCUAUUUUGACCUCAGUCCCAGUGGAUUGUUGUCCACACGACGAGAAAUUGACCGGGAACAAGUGAGCGAUUUCUUCCUUCCCAUAGUAAUCAGGGACUCUGGCAUCCCACAAAUGUCCUCCACGGGAACAGUUCACAUCAGAGUUGCUGAUCAAAAUGACAAUCCCUCAAAGUCCAGGACAGUGGCGAUCUUUGUGCAUUAUUUUGGGACAAUGUUCCCUGAGGGUUCUCUAGGCAGUGUGAAACCCCAGGAUCCUGAUGUGGACGAUGUCUUCCGCUGUUUUCUUAUGCCGGGUGGGGCCAGCAUCUUUACCAUCUCAGCAGACUCAUGUGACCUCAGUUCCAGUGCCCGCUCCACAGAUGAAACCUUUGACCUGGUAGUCAACAGCAGUGACGGCGUGCAUCGCAGCGUCAACAACCAGCUGCAAGUCAUCUUCAUGGGCUUCAGCAACGCCACUGUUGACAACAGCAUCCUGAUUCGCCUCCGUGUCCCAACUGUAAAGACCUUCCUCACUAACAGCUACCUGGCCUUCAUGCAAGUGGCUAACUCACAACUAGCUGGCCUCGGAUCCAAUGUGCAGGUCUAUGGAGCUUUUGAACGAGAUAGCCAGACCUAUGUGAUGGUGGCAGUGAAGAGGGGCUAUAAGCAGUAUGUUCGCCCCAGUGGCGUAGCCACAUUUUUCCAGAGCAUUAAGGAUGUCCUCCAUCGUAAGAGUGGGGUAGAAAUUGAUCAAGUAGACUAUGAUCCCUGCACCUGCAACCCUUGCCAGAAUGGGGGUUCCUGCAGGAGGCGUCUUGCUGUGGGGCCUGAGAUGAAGGUAGAGGAGACCAUGCCCAUUAUCCUAGUUUCUAAUCAGCCCCUACAGCCCUACGCUUGCAGCUGCCUGCCUGGUUAUGCGGGGAUGCUGUGCGAUGCUGAUAUCGAUGAGUGCCGGCCAGCUCCUUGCCACAAUGGUGGGACCUGCCACAAUCUUGUGGGCGGGUUCUCCUGCACAUGCCUCGAGGGCUUCACCGGAAUGGCCUGCGAGCGGGACAUCAACGAAUGCCUGUCCAAGCCCUGCCAGAAUGGAGCACUCUGCCAAAACUACCCUGGAUCCUUCAAAUGCCACUGUAAAUCAGGAUUCACAGGUACAUCAUGUGAGUCUGCAAUCAACUACUGCGAAUGCAAUCCUUGUUUUAAUGGCGGAUCCUGUCAAAGCAAUGUGGACGGAUAUCGCUGUCAUUGUCCAUUCGGUGUCUUUGGAAAGAAUUGUGAACUUAGUAGCUAUGGCUUUGAAGAACUGUCAUACAUGGAGUUCCCUGCUCUGGAUCCAAACAACAACUACAUCUACAUGAAGUUCUCCACCAUCCAAAGCCACGCCCUUUUACUGUACAACCAUGACAACCAGACCGGGGAGGAGGCCGAGUUUCUCGCCCUGGAAGUGUUCGAGGGCCGUAUGCGCUUCUCUUUCAACUUGGGAAGUGGCACCUUCAAACUGAUGACCAUGAAGAAGGUUUCUGAUGGCCAGUUCCACACAGUCAUUGCCAGAAGAGCUGGAAUGUCUGCUUCCCUAACCGUGGACCAGUGCACCGAGGACCAGGAACCGGGAUUCUGCACGGUCAGCAGCAUGGCGUUACACAGAGACUGGGUGCUGGACGUGCGUCCCAACAGGCUCUCGGUGGGGGGCAUGCGAUCCACGGAGCCCCUCCUGCGCCGGCCGGGGCAGGUCGCCGCUCACGACUUCGUGGGCUGCGUCAUGGAGCUGGCCGUCAACGGGAACCCGCUGGAGCCGGGCCAGGCCCUGGAGACCCAUGGAAUCACGGACAGAUGCGCCAGGAUGGAAGGAGCGUGUGCAAAUCAGCCGUGUCACCACAGCGGCACAUGUGUCGACCGCUGGUCUUGGCAGCAGUGCCAUUGUGGGGAGGGAUUCACCGGGAAGUACUGUGAGAGAUUCAUGAGUGCAGACACAGCUCUGUCCCUGAACGGCUACGGCCGAUUGGACUACUCUCUGAAACCCGGAAGGAGGCGUGACAUCCUAUUGGCAGAGACCCUGCGGAGCCUGGUGAAGGACCCCGCCCCCGGCCCAGCCAACCCAAGCAGUCUGGAAAUCCGAUUUCGCUCACGGAGCAUGACGGGGACUUUACUCCAUGUGCAAGAGAGUAGCAACUACACUACGGUGAAGCUGAAGAACGGACAUCUGCUGUACAUCUCGGACGCCGGCGUCGGGGGCAAGGUGGAGAGGACGUUAACGGAAAAGGCGGUCUCAGACGGCCAGUGGCACACUCUUCUGCUUCUGAAGCACCAGUUGGCCACUUCACUCAGAGUUGACAACAGCCCGCCCAAGGAGAUCCUGCAUCUCACCCAGGACUUUGGGGGGGUUAAUGUCCUAACCCUCUCCCUCGGGGGGGUCCCCUCAGAGUCCAUUCAGAAGGACGGCUCAGGCUUUGAUGGCUGCAUAGCGUACGUGAAAUAUAAUGGGCAGAUCCUGCCCUACAGCGGAGACCAUGAUGUAGUCACCAUCUCCAGAACGCACCCGUCAGUGCAGGCGGGCUGCCGUGGGCCCGACGUGUGCGCCAGCAACCCCUGCCAGGCCAGCCUGCUCUGCGUUAACCACUGGUACAGCCACCGCUGCACCCCCCCAGGUGACUGUGCCUUGAGCCCCUGUCAGAAUGGGGGCAGCUGUGAGCCUCAGGACCCUUAUGGAUUCACCUGCACCUGUACAGAAUUCUUCACGGGACGGACCUGCCAAAUUCCACUGGCUUGCCUGGGCAUUGAAUGCCCCCAGGGCACCCACUGUGAAAUGGCCCCGGGCGGGGGGUUCGUCUGCAGCCCGUCUCCCGCAGAGGGAGGACUCCUGCCCGCUUGGGCCAUCCCAGCCAUUACGGGGGGCUGUGCAUCCGCCCUGGCGCUCCUGGUACUGGGCCUCAUUCUAUGCAACUGUUUGCGGAGCCGCCGGACCAGUGAACCCAAGGGAACAAAGGCACCCGAGGAAGAAGAGGAAAAGAAGAAGAAGGGCAGUGAGAAUGUGGGAUACAAUGAUCCAGACAGCACACAGUCAUAUGGGGACGACAUGGCGGUGCGUAAGCAGCCCGAGGGCAACCCCAAGCCCGACAUCAUCGAGAGGGAUAACCCCUAUCUGAUCUACGAUGAGGCCAACCUCUCGCAUGGAAGUGGACCGGUACCAGGGGCCAGGCCUGAGGCGGAAAUGGAGCACUACGACAUCGACAAUGCCAGCAGCAUCGCCGCCUCAGAUGCCGACAUCAUCCAGCACUACAAGCAGUUUCGUAGCCAUGCUCCUAAGUUCUCGAUCCAAAGGCAUAGCCCUCUGGGUCUGGCCCGGCAGUCGCCCAUGCCAUUGGGAGCGGGGAGCUAUGGGUACCAGACCUCGUACGGGCAGACCCUGAGGUCCACGCCCCUCAGCCAUGCCACCAGUCCUACCACUGCCCCCCUCUCUCGACAUAGCCCGGCUGCCUUUACUAAACCAUCAACGCUGUACCGGCACAGCCCUGCCCGGGAGUUCACCUUGGCCCGCAGAGAGAGCAGCCCCCUGGACCCCCACAGUGAGGCCUUCCAGUAUGCAGCACGACUGGGCCGGCGAAGCAAGAGUCCCCAGACCAUGGCGGCCCAGGGCUCAAGACCCAGCAGCCGCAUGAGGCAGCCCAUCGAGCAGCUCCCCUUAGAGACAGGGCCCCCCGUGGGGCUCACCAUCGACGAAGUGGAGAGGCUUAACACGCCCCGGCCUCGCAACCCCAGCAUCUGCAGCGCUGACCACGGGCGCUCCUCCUCCGAGGACGACUGCCGGAAGCCGCUGGCCCGUGGGCGGAACCCCGCCGACGGCAUCCCUGCCCAUGAGUCUUCCUCUGAGAGUGAGUCACAUGACUCCUUCACCUGCUCCGAGAUGGAAUACGAGCGUGAGAAGCCCAGCUAUGGGUCCCGGGUGCCCAAGCUCUCCCAGGUCAACGAGUCUGACGGUGACGACGAAGACUACGGCGGCCGGCUCAGACAGCGGCGCUACUCGAACCGCCGACCUGAAGGUGUGGGAGGUGGUCCCCAGGUACCAGUAACCGAGCACCACACCCUACCCUACAAAACGGGCCAACAAGCUGGGGCUUUCAACUGGGACAGUCUGCUGAAUUGGGGACCAGGUUUCAGCCAUUAUGCAGAUGUAUUCAAAGACCUGGCUCUGCUUCCUGAAAACACAGCUGGGAAAGACAUUGAGAUGCAGACCACUGAUGGGGCCACGUUCAUCCAGAGCAAUGCAGAGGUGGAGCGAUAUUUGUAAAAUUUUAUUUAUAUUAGCCUCUCGUUUCACGGGCCGUUGCUGAAACGAGGAGGACUGACGCGGUGCAACUCGUGAAAGAGGACUUGUUUACAUUCCCUCCUGAUCUCGGAAACAUGGUUACGUUCUUUCCGUUUGCCAAACCCGCACCUGAAUCCGCGUCUCCUAAAGAAUCUCGCCAGGCGGUUUUGAUAGGUGACCAAUGGCAUCUGUUUAAAAAAUCUGUCUGUCCCGUAAUGUCCGAUCCCUGUUAAAAACGCCUUGGCAUGUUAUGUAUACAUGUCACGUGCUUUUUAAAAUGUCUGUUUAAACUUUUUAGCUUCUUUUUUUAAUGAAACUGAUACGAUACAUUCAAUAGUGAAAACAAGCACAUGGGUUUCAUCUGUCACACCUGAAAUGCUGUACACAUCCUGGGGCGUGGAAGGAGAAUGUUCCUUAGCUCACCGUUAAAUCCGUCACGCGGACGCUAACGCCACUUAUUACACAUCCCGGGGCGUGGAAGGAGAAUGUUCCUAAGCUCACCGUUAAAUCCGUCACGCGGACGCUAAGGCCACUUACAAUCCUUAUCCAAAAGGGCUAGAGGGCCUGGGAUGGAGGAUGACCUCUCGUCUCCUGCAUCUUUGACGAUUCGUUCUGAAGGUGUAAUAAUGCUGGUGGAAGGAACCCGGGGGGGACGUGGUGAGAACCACCCCCCCAUGCCACGAGGUCACCCCGUGUCAGAAACAUGAGGGGGGUGGGCCGCGAAACGACCCCAGACCACCCAGCAAGCUCUCCUGCACGCUCCCUCAAGAGAGCAACUAUCGUCAACCUUGUGUUUUCACAGAAGUGAUCACUUUCACUCUUGUGUUCAGCGACAGCUAACUGUCCCGUCUCUGUAUCGAUGCUUGCAAGUGAUGAAAAAUUGUUUUCUUACUUUCAGGGAAAGUAAGACAAUGUAUGUGUUUUUACAAAGACGAGUUACUUAUGUAACAGCCAUUAUUCCACUUUACAAAGCCUAAUGUGUGCUUUGUGUGUGUAAAAGCCAAUAACAAUAAAAAACAGUUAAAAAUGA